AUAACCAGCACCAGCAGAAAGAUUAGUCAGAAUUUACUUAUAUAUUAUAUUAUUAUUUAUUUUAUAAAAAAAUUGUUUAAUCAGAAGAGAGAAAGGGUGGUGAAUCUGGUGUGGCGAAAUGGAUCAGAUAUUGAACAAGGUCGGAUCUUACUGGUUCAGCAAGAAAGCCAACAAGGAGCUUAAUUCUGUCGGUGAUGAUAUCAACUCACUGUCAAGCAGCAUUGAAGGAGGAACCAAAUGGCUGGUCAACAAAUUAAAAGGAAAGAUGCAAAAGCCAUUAACAGAGUUGCUGAAGGAGUAUGAUCUACCAAUAGGACUCUUUCCGCGUGAUGCAACAAACUAUGAAUUCAAUGAAGAAACAAGAAAGCUUGUUGUUUACAUUCCUCAAGUGUGCGAAGUAGGGUACAGAGAUUCAUCAGUUUUGCGGUUCACGACCAGUGUUUCUGGUUACUUGGAGAAAGGAAAGCUAGUAGACAUAGAGGGUAUAAAGACCAAAGUGUUGAUGUGGGUGAAAGUCACCGCCAUUUCAUCUGAGGGACCAAAGCUUCACUUCACUGCUGGUAUGAAGAAAACAAGGAAAAGGGAAGCUUAUGAGGUUUCUAGAGAUGGUGUAAUUAUAGAUAAAUUCUAAAGUUAUGUUGUAUUAAUAUAUUCAUUAAGAUCCUUUUGUUUAUACUAGUAGUUUUUUAUAAUGUCUGUUCUUGUGGACCAUUUUGUUAUCCUUUUACAUUUGAAUGUUUGUGAUAAUAUGGUUGGAAAUUGGAAUUGAA
This is a messenger RNA of Trifolium pratense (red clover), 770 nucleotides long. RefSeq lists its product as uncharacterized. NCBI's taxonomy places the organism in Eukaryota, Viridiplantae, Streptophyta, Magnoliopsida, Fabales, Fabaceae. The transcript is spliced from 3 exons. The record is from RefSeq and is a predicted model, not a curated record. The coding region runs from base 119 to 631 and encodes 170 amino acids.